Cygnus atratus (black swan) is the source of this 1155-nucleotide messenger RNA. It is a transcript of the gene C12H16orf46, whose product is annotated as chromosome 12 C16orf46 homolog. The record is from RefSeq and is a predicted model, not a curated record. Lineage: Eukaryota; Metazoa; Chordata; Aves; Anseriformes; Anatidae. The coding region runs from base 1 to 1155 and encodes 384 amino acids. The transcript is spliced from 2 exons.
AUGCGGGACGCGGGUGGCGGCUGUGGCGGCGGGGGGCGGCGGGCGGUGCGGGCCCUGCUGCGCCUCAGCGACCGCGGCGCCGCCCCGGAGAGCCGGGCCCCGGGCUGCGGCUGGGAGGAGGCCGUGCAAGGCUGGGGUACCGCCGAUCCACUUGCUUGCUUUCAGCUGCAAAAACAGAUCAAGAAAUCAAAGGCAAGUGAAACUUCCAACAAUUGCCUGCUUUGCUUAGACAUGUUGCAAGCUACUGACAAAUGUUCAGGCCAAGAAGUCAAGACUACAAGAAAUCAAUCAAAAUCAGAAAGCAAGUUAAGCGUAGAGGCUGAUACUGCUUCAGAAGAGAUUUCAAUCUAUUCUAGUAAGUCUAACUGUUCUACAACAUAUGGCAGUAAAACAGAAAUACGUAACAAAAAGGUACACUCUUUCAGAACAUGCCAGGGUGAAAAGAAGAACCUGCCAAUAAAAGAAUACUGUAUGUGGAACCUAGAAGAUGUGAAAAAUCCAGAUGCUGUAAAGCAUAAAACGAUAAAACCCCAGGCACUUGAUGUGCUUGAUCCAAAUGGCUGUGAAUCUUUGACUUCAAAAUCUUCACAAGUACUUCCACCUGUGAAACAUGCCACUCCCAAGGAUACUUCAGACCCUUCCUGGAAGAACAAGCAAGCCAUUAUCCUUCUGAACACACUCAAUGGUACUUCAGUUGAGAUUGCUUCCUGCAGUCAUGACGCUAAAGGAACAGAGCAAAAGGGUAAAAAAGGAGCUGACACCAUGAAUGAUAAAAUGAAGGAAAAAGGAGAAAUUCAUGAACCAUCAGCAUUUUUCUCAAGUCAUUCAGAGGUCUCCCUCCUGCAGGAAGAUCCUGAACAGUUAUCCUGGGACUGUGCUCUUACAUCUGACAGAAGUAUUGCAACCAUUCCUAAUCCUAUUGCUUCCAAAAAGAACAUUCAUCACGCUUGUAUGCAGGUUCCACACACAAAAGGAAUACAAUACACAAAACAUGACAUCCGAGGCUCUUUAACCUACAAUGCCAGGAACAGGUAUGCUGAGGUCAAGGAAGGAAACAAAUCAAAAAUGCAGGCGGCUCCCCUGCUUUCUGGACUAUUACCUUCCCUAAAGGCCACUCACACUGCAAGAGCUGAACUGCCACCUAGACUGAACUAA